This is a messenger RNA of Cyanistes caeruleus (blue tit), 349 nucleotides long. The record is from RefSeq and is a predicted model, not a curated record. Lineage: Eukaryota; Metazoa; Chordata; Aves; Passeriformes; Paridae.
AUGUUCCCCACCAUCGGGGACGUGCACCUGGCGCCCUUCACGGACGAGCAGCUCUACAUGGAGCAGUUCACCAAGGCCAACUUCUGGUACCAGCCCUCCUUCCACGGCGUCGAUCUCUCGGCGCUGCGCGGCGCCGCCGUGGACGAAUAUUUCCGGCAGCCCGUGGUGGACACGUUUGAUAUCCGGAUUCUGAUGGCCAAAUCCGUUAAAUACACCGUCAACUUCCUGGAGGCCAAGGAGGGCGACCUGCACAGGAUAGAAAUCCCCUUCAAGUUCCACAUGCUGCACUCGGGGCUGGUGCACGGCCUGGCCUUCUGGUUCGACGUGGCCUUCAUCGGCUCCAUGUGAG